GAAGACCUCCUAAACACGUGAUUAUGAGGUGCGGAAGGAAAGUUGUGAUUUCGGGAAAACGUGAGUGAAGAUUUGUUUCUCAUGGGUGGAAAAGGUUGGAAAAUAGCUAACAUAAAGAAUACAUUAUGGAUGACGAGGAGGAGACCUACAGACUGUGGAAAAUCCGCAAAACAAUCAUGCAGUUGUGCCACGACAGAGGCUACCUUGUGACGCAGGAUGAGUUGGACCAGACUCUGGACGAGUUCAAGAGCCAGUUUGGGGACAAGCCGAGUGAAGGGCGCCCGCGGCGGACAGAUCUCACUGUGCUGGUCGCCCACAACGAUGACCCGACCGACCAGAUGUUCGUCUUCUUUCCAGAGGAGCCCAAGGUGGGAAUCAAGACUAUAAAGAUGUACUGCCAGCGCAUGCAGGAGGAGAAUAUCACACGUGCCUGCAUCGUGGUCCAGAUGGGGAUGACGCCUUCCGCCAAACAGUCGCUGGUGGACAUGGCACCCAAAUACAUCCUAGAGCAGUUUCUACAACAGGAGCUCCUCAUCAACAUCACAGAGCAUGAYCUGGUUCCUGAGCACAUAGUGAUGACAAAAGAAGAACUGUCAGAGUUGCUGCUUCGAUAUAAACUGAAGGAGAGCCAGCUACCCAGGAUUCAAGCAGGAGACCCUGUGGCCAGAUACUUUGGACUGAAAAGAGGACAGGUAGUGAAGAUCAUCAGACCUAGUGAGACUGCCGGUAGAUACAUCACCUACAGACUGGUGCAGUAAACGCACACCUGCUCUAUUAUGGUCUAUUAUGGACCAGAAGGAGAAUGAGAUGCAGUAAACACACACCAGCUCUAUUAUGGACCAGAAGGAGAAUGAGAUGCAGUAAACACAGCAACUGCUCUAUUAUGGACCAGAAGGAGAAUGAGAUGCAGUAAACACACACCUGCUCUAUUAUGGACCAGAAGGAGAAUGAGAUGCAGUAAACACACACCAGCUCUAUUUAUGGACCAGAAGGAGAAUGAGAUGCAGUAAACACACACCAGCUCUAUUAUGGACCAGAAGGAGUAUGAGAUCUGAUGUUUGCGGACAGGGAAUGACUGAAGAUGCUCCAUAUGAAGAAGAAAGAACAUGCUCUCAUCA
Molecule: messenger RNA, 1118 nt
Organism: Salvelinus sp. IW2-2015
Lineage: Eukaryota; Metazoa; Chordata; Actinopteri; Salmoniformes; Salmonidae
Product: DNA-directed RNA polymerases I, II, and III subunit RPABC1
Biological process (GO): DNA-templated transcription
Cellular component (GO): RNA polymerase I complex; RNA polymerase II, core complex; RNA polymerase III complex
Molecular function (GO): DNA binding
Source: RefSeq, a predicted model, not a curated record